This is a messenger RNA of Knipowitschia caucasica, 2688 nucleotides long. Lineage: Eukaryota; Metazoa; Chordata; Actinopteri; Gobiiformes; Gobiidae. The record is from the annotation of a GenBank genome assembly.
AUGGAGAGUCCUGAGGCAGACUCCAGAUCACGCAAAGCGGAGCGGGCCUCUGUCCUGGCCGCGCUGCUGAGCCUGCUGUGCGCCGGGGCGCACGGAGCUGCCGUCCUCCCCUGGACCAGCGAGGAAGAACCUUACACCACUUCUCUGCUCAUUGGGAUCCGCAAAGAGGCGCGCUCUCAGGUGCUACAUUUGUCCCGGAACAAGCGCUACACCCUGACCCCAGAGCAGCUCAAGUGGGACAAGUUCAAGAUCACCUACAAACUGCUCUCCUUCCCCACAAACCUCAUCAACGCCAGCGACACCCGCCGGGGCAUCGCCAGGGCGUUUGGCAUGUGGAGCGACGUCUCCCCCUUCACCUUCAGAGAGGUGCCCGCCGACCAAGAAGCCGACAUGAAGAUUGGCUUCUAUCCCGUGAACCACACAGACUGCCUGCAGUCCUACCUCCAUCACUGCUUUGACGGCAUCACCGGAGAGCUGGCACACGCCUUCUUCCCACCCACCGGAGAGAUCCACUUUGACGACCACGAGUACUGGAUCUUAGGAAAUAUGCGUUUCAGUUGGAAGAAAGGAGUGUGGUUGACGGACCUGGUUCAUGUCGCGACUCAUGAGAUUGGACACGCCUUGGGACUCAUGCACUCCAUGGAUCCAAAGUCCAUAAUGCACCUGAACGCCACUUUAACCGGGCGCAAACUCAUCACCCAGGAUGAGGUGUGGGGUCUCCAUCGCCUCUAUGGAUGUCUGGAUCGCUUAUUCAUCUGCAAGGCCUGGGCGCGGAAAGGCUACUGUGAGAGCAAGCGUCGGCUCAUGCAGAAGCACUGCCCCUCCAGCUGUGAUCUGUGUUAUGAGUGUGGCUGGAGGGUUAGAGACACACAAGGUCAUUUUGGAUUUCUGGAGCCGAAACCAGAGGGACAGUACAACACCGCAGAGUCAGGGACAGUACGACGCCGCAGAGUCGGGGUCAGUACGACGCCGCAGAGUCGGGGACAGCACGACGCCGCAGAGUCGGGGACAGUACGACGCCGCAGAGUCGGGGACAGCACGACGCCGCAGAGUCGGGGACAGUACGACGCCGCAGAGUCGGGGACAGCACGACGCCGCAGAGUCGGGGACAGCACGACGCCGCAGAGUCGGGGACAGCACGACGCCGCAGAGUCGGGGACAGCACGACGCCGCAGAGUCGGGGACAGCACGACGCCGCAGAGUCGGGGACAGUACGACGCCGCAGAGUCGGGGACAGCACGACGCCGCAGAGUCGGGGACAGCACGACGCCGCAGAGUCGGGGACAGCACGACGCCGCAGAGUCGGGGACAGCACGACGCCGCAGAGUCGGGGACAGCACGACGCCGCAGAGUCGGGGACAGUACGACGUCGCAGAGUCGGGGACAGCACGACGCCGCAGAGUCGGGGACAGUACGACGCCGCAGAGUCGGGGACAGCACGACGCCGCAGAGUCGGGGACAGCACGACGCCGCAGAGUCGGGGACAGUACGACGCCGCAGAGUCGGGGACAGCACGACGCCGCAGAGUCGGGGACAGCACGACGCCGCAGAGUCGGGGACAGCACGACGCCGCAGAGUCGGGGUCAGUACGACGCCGCAGAGUCGGGGACAGUACGACGCCGCAGAGUCAGGGACAGUACGGGGACAGUACGACGCCGCAGAGUCGGGGACAGCACGACGCCGCAGAGUCGGGGACAGUACGACGCCGCAGAGUCGGGGACAGCACGACGCCGCAGUCAGGGACAGUACGGGGACAGCACGACGCCGCAGAGUCAGGGACAGUACGGGGACAGCACGACGCCGCAGAGUCGGGGACAGCACGACGCCGCAGAGUCGGGGACAGCACGACGCCGCAGAGUCAGGGACAGUACGGGGACAGCACGACGCCGCAGAGUCGGGGACAGCACGACGCCACAGAGUCGGGGACAGCACGACGCCGCAGAGUCAGGGACAGUACGGGGACAGCACGACGCCGCAGUCAGGGACAGUACGGGGACAGUACGACGCCGCAGAGUCGGGGACAGCACGGCGCCGCAGAGUCAGGGACAGUACGGGGACAGUACGGGGACAGUACGACGCCGCAGAGUCAGGGACAGUACGGGGACAGCACGACGCCGCAGAGUCGGGGACAGCACGACGCCGCAGAGUCAGGGACAGUACGGGGACAGUACGACGCCGCAGAGUCGGGGACAGCACGACGCCGCAGUCAGGGACAGUACGGGGACAGCACGACGCCGCAGAGUCGGGGACAGCACGACGCCGCAGUCAGGGACAGUACGGGGACAGCACGACGCCGCAGAGUCGGGGACAGCACGGCGCCGCAGAGUCAGGGACAGUACGGGGACAGUACGACGCCGCAGAGUCGGGGACAGCACGACGCCGCAGAGUCAGGGACAGUACGGGGACAGUACGACGCCGCAGAGUCAGGGACAGUACGGGGACAGCACGACGCCGCAGAGUCGGGGACAGCACGGCGCCGCAGAGUCGGGGACAGCACGACGCCGCAGAGUCGGGGACAGCACGGCGCCGCAGAGUCGGGGACAGCACGACGCCGCAGAGUCGGGGACAGCACGACGCUGCAGAGUCGGGGACAGCACGACGCCGCAGAGUCGGGGACAGCACGACGCCGCAGAGUCGGGGACAGCCAAUCUCGUCACUCCCAUUAUAGAGACAUUUCCUUUCUUUUAA